Messenger RNA from Monascus purpureus, 1847 nucleotides. NCBI's taxonomy places the organism in Eukaryota, Fungi, Ascomycota, Eurotiomycetes, Eurotiales, Aspergillaceae. The record is from the annotation of a GenBank genome assembly.
AUGCAAAUCCGAGCAUGGCUGAGAGAGUGCAAGGAGCAUAAGUGCUGCAGCGCUUUACAUGAGGACAGUAUCCUUCCUACAAGGGUUAUUGAAGUUAGUCCUCUAGGAAGAAGAUAUGCGCGAGUCGUGGAGUCUAAAAACCUGCGUGGUCUCUAUGCUACACUUUCCUACUGUUGGGGGCAAGACGAUUUUCCAACUCUCACCAAGGCCAAUUACGCACAAUUCACCGAAGGAUUGGAUGAAGAGACUUUACCUCCCACCAUCCGUGAUGCUCUUGCAACUACUCGCACCUCGUCCAUCCCGUACUUGUGGAUUGACGCUCUCUGCAUAAUCCAGGAUUCUGAAAUGGACAAAGCGAGAGAAAUGGCACGAAUGAAAGAAAUAUAUGCCUCCUCAAUCUUGACGAUAGUCGCUGCUGCGGCAGAAAGUGUCUCUAAAGGAUUUCUCUAUCCUCGUGUGCACCGGGAGAUUCUUUACACUAUCCCUGUCCGGCUUCAACCUGACGUCUUUGGCACUAUGUCUAUCAAUGACCUAGACGCCGUAUGUUAUGACGAGCAUUGUGAGCCCAUUUCAAAAAGAGCCUGGGCUAUGCAGGAACAGCUUCUGAGCAAUUGUGUGCUCACUUAUACAACACGCACUAUGAUGUGGAGAUGUAGGGAAGGCAUAAAAAAUUUUGGUAACUCCUUAUAUUUCCCGCAUGACAUUGACACAGGAUAUACUGCCCACGUCGAAAAGUACAGCCUUAAUCUGCACUCGUUGCUUCUUAGCCAAGAAGAGGCUUGUGCUUAUAAAGACAAGGCUUUGAGUUGCUGGCUGCGCCUCGUUACAGCGUAUUCAAUCAGAGUUACAAGCCUUGAGCGUGACAAAUUGAAUGCUCUGGCUGGUAUCGCCUCUCAUUCUUCGUUUUCCCGCGCGCUUGGACCUGGCUACUUUGCUGGAUUGUGGCAAUACAAUCUUGCAAGGCAACUCACAUGGCGAACAUCAAAUUGGCACAGAUCACUAGCUAAUGGUGAAAACUUCAUAUUUGAAAGGCCAGGAAGGUAUCAGGCUCCUUCUUGGUCUUGGGCAAGUCUCAACGGGGGUACCAUACAUUUCGAUUUCUCCUAUGAUGAAGAUAAGACCAUGCCUGAAGUUAUAUGUGCUAUUCUGGAUUGCUCAACAAUGCCAGCGUUUCCAGAACUGAAUCCAUUUGGGGAAAUACUGUCGGCACAGUUGAGGCUGAGAGCCCCCACUCGAAAGGCCUGGUUCAAACCUUCCACGUCUAAUGUUUUGGUGCUCUCUGAACACAUCUGUGAAACCGAGGUCGUGGACCUUAAAAAUGAAACAAUAACUCUUGAGGAAGCUUUGCAAAUACAUGUGGAUGAUUUUAGACUGAGACACCCAGACGUGAAUAUAACCGAGGAGCAGGAGGCUAUGCACGGCACGAAUUACGGCAAUAUGUGCGGUACAUGUGACGAGACAGCACACCGCGAGUGUUGUUUAGUCUUAUGUGUGGCCAUUACUUUGGAAGAUAAAAGGGAUGAUGGCGUGAAAGGUCUGCUCCUCAUCAAGGAAGAAGAUGAGAGAAGGAAUGGCUCCGUCUUCAAGAGAAUUGGUUUUUUCGAAAGGGGAAAAAAUGUUGAUUUCAAGAAUGACAACAAUUUAGAGGUUUCCAUCAUAUAGGGAGCUUCAUGCGAACAUUGCGCGUGCUUUCUAGGCUAUUCACUCUCGCGAUACUCCAAGGGGGUUUGAGAGCUCAACUGACCUUCAUCCUGACCUGGACAUAUGUCAUCCAAAACCGGGCUUAGGGGCCAGGACACCGCCCGGGUUGGGGCGAACCCAUAGUUUACAAGCAGUUACAAGUCCUG